Messenger RNA from Sphaeroforma arctica JP610, 1494 nucleotides. RefSeq lists its product as hypothetical. Gene Ontology annotation, cellular component: cytosol. The coding region runs from base 85 to 1128 and encodes 347 amino acids. Lineage: Eukaryota; Ichthyosporea; Ichthyophonida. The record is from RefSeq and is a predicted model, not a curated record. Gene Ontology annotation, molecular function: mRNA 3'-UTR binding; quinone reductase (NADPH) activity; NADPH binding. The transcript has 8 exons.
UCUGAUUCAAGAACUGGCGUCUUUACACAUAUUUUGAACUCUGUGGUGCUUCUUUUUGAAUAUGCACACAUUCACUCGCAUACAAUGUUCAGAACGUCUCUCACUGCAAUGAGGCUCAAUGGUACUAUGCGCUUGGCGCAGAGACCGAUCAGUUAUACCGCUUGCCGAAUUCACGAGUUCGGGGGCCCAGAUGUGAUGAAGAUUGAGAAGUGUGAGUUGCCAGACCUCAAAUACGGCCAGGUGGUUGUAGAUAUCAAAUCAGCAGGAAUCAAUCCGGCUGAAACCUACAUAAGAUCCGGGAUAUACCAUCUACUGCCAGAACUACCCUACACUCCCGGAAAAGACGGAUCUGGCGUUGUUGCACAUGUUGGUGAUGGUGUCGAGGGUCUGAGUGCUGGCGAUCGCGUGUACGUGGAGGAUAGCAUUACGGGGACGUACGCAGACAAGGCUGUGUGUGAAGCAAAACAUGUGCACGCUUUGCCGGAGAACUUGAGUUUCCAGCAAGGAUCUGCUCUGGGGAUACCGUACGGGACAGCCUACCGUGCUCUGAAGCUACGCGCACACUUGAGUUCUGGCGAGAGGCUGCUCAUAAAUGGCGCCUCUGGAGGGGUGGGUUUGGCAGCAGUCCAGUUGGCUGUUGGUUAUGGUGCUACAGUUGUUGGCAUCGCGGGGAGUUCAAAGGGUUGUGAGGCUGUACUGAAGCAAGGUGCUGCAGCUUGCUUUCUGCGAGACGACACUGACCUGACGACUAAGAUCCGAGACGUCAUGCCUGAUGGUGCAGAUGUGAUCCUGGAAAUGCGCGCCAACAAGCAUCUCAGCACGGAUAUAGACCUGGUUGCUCGUCACGGGAGAAUUGUGGUGGUCGGAAACCAAGCCACAUCUGAGCACUCGAUCAAUCCGAGAGCGCUAAUGGUGAAUGAAUCGUCUGUCAUAGGCUGCAACUAUUGGAUAUCAAGUGAGAAGGAUUUACAAGCCACUAACGAGGCCAUAGGUCUGGCUUUACGGAAUGGGACAGCCAAGCCGACAGUGGGUGAGGUGUACAGCUUAGAGAACGUGCAAAAGGCCCACGAGGCAAUUGUUUCACCCACGCGUACGGCAAGUGGUAAGAUGGUUCUAACCAUGGAAUAGGGCUCGUCAUAGUGUGCACACCAAGUAAUGAAGUCGCUCUGUGCACUUUCAAAGAACGACCGUUCGCGUAGGAGUAUGUAUUGUAGAGUUGACGGGCCAAGGAUGCAUUUGCGUCAGACCGAAAUAGACUUUAAUAGUAAGUCGGUCAGUGGUUAUCCAAUGAAAACGUUAUAUAUGCAAAUUAUCAAACUAUAUGUUAUUGCCCAGCGAAACCAAGCACAUAGUCUAGAGUAUAAACUUAAGUCUGUAUGUAUAGUGAUGCACGCAAUAAAUGCUGCCAUAGAAAGCUUUUUUGGGGAAGUGCGCUACUGAGGAGCUACGCCAGCAGGACCCUCACAUCGAAAAAAUGAUCCAAGAUGAAAAGAG